Molecule: messenger RNA, 2466 nt
Organism: Penicillium macrosclerotiorum
Lineage: Eukaryota; Fungi; Ascomycota; Eurotiomycetes; Eurotiales; Aspergillaceae
Exons: 7
Coding region: 1-2466 (821 amino acids)
Biological process (GO): double-strand break repair via nonhomologous end joining; interstrand cross-link repair; protection from non-homologous end joining at telomere
Molecular function (GO): damaged DNA binding; 5'-3' DNA exonuclease activity
Source: RefSeq, a predicted model, not a curated record
AUGUCCCAGUGGCCCCCAGGGCCCCCGGGGCCCCCGGCCACCAACCCCGGUCCAGCGGGGCCUGCACCCGCUGUCGCAGCCCCGAGCGUGGGUCUUUGGAGCCAGUGGGCACCGCCCUUUCGGCACCUUCAGGAGCACGAGGAAGGCCUCUUCACCCCCACCGAAACCUUGAUGUCCUUCCCACCACCCAUCAUGUCAACCUUCAACGGGCCGAACUCGUUUCUCUCACUUGAUCGUUUGGUAGGCGUUGUUGGCAAAACUAAAAAAAUUCCGAUUUAUGCAGUCGAUUACUUCCGGAAGAGCGAGGAUCGCCCGCCACCCUUGGCCUGCUUCCUGACGCAUGUACAUAGCGACCACCUGCUGGGGCUGGAGUCCUUCCGGUCGCCUUUCAUCUACUGCUCGCCAGCCACACGUGAGCUCCUGCUGGGCCUGGAAAAAUGGCCCCAUCGCAUAAACUUCGAACAAGGCAUUCUAGAAGCCCGCCGUGUUCACUAUAGGCAUCUGCAGAAACUACUGCGGCCUAUCCCAUUAAACACCCCCACCAUCAUUGACCUUACUCCAGUGAAGCGUCUCCGUGUCACUCUGAUCGAUGCCAAUCACUGCCCGGGGAGUGUUAUGUUCCUGAUUGAGGGGGAGGAGAAGGCAAUUCUCUACACAGGGGAUCCAUGGUGGAUCAAUAGUCUGGUCCGCAAUCCCGUGUUGAUCCCUUACACCCUAGGCCCGAGGCGGCUGGACACCCUUUACCUUGACACCACUCACCUCUCCCGUAAACAAUUUUUUGUCCCCAAAGCAGAUGGGAUUGCAGAGUUGCUGCAAAAAGUCCUGGCUUACCCGAAAGAUACUGUGUUUCACAUUCGGGCAUGGACGUUUGGCUAUGAGGAGGUGUGGCAGGCCCUAGCGAUAGCACUGGACAGCCAGAUACACGUGGAUCCCUAUCAACUCAGGCUGUACCGGUCUCUCGCCAAAGCAUCCAGUGACAAGGCUGUCAAUGAGUCCUCUAUCUUCAAUGGCUUCAAACUGGGCAACACGACCAUCGAGGGAAUUCUCACCGACGAUAAGAAUGUCCGCCUUCACAGCUGUGAACCAGGAACUGCUUGCAUAAAUCGUGCCCAUAGAUGUGUCGACAUCAUGCCUUUCCUGUGCCGUUCUAGAGAUGGCCAGGAAGAAGCUGAACCGAGAGCUCGGAAUGACAAAAGUGAUCUCUACCCAGCUCAUGAGAUUGAGCUUACAGACAAAAGCACGGCAAAAGAACUAGAGCGACGGGGCUUGGCCCUCCUGGACACCACCGAAGAUCGGAAAGCAUUCUCGUAUCGGUUGAGUGCAGCGUUCUCCAUGAACCGUUCACUUUCACUGAAUGAACUCGGCAUCCGACUGGAGAGCAAUGUUCCACUUGACCUGAUGGUGGAAACCAUUGUUGACUGCAUUCUAAGCUAUGAUCAUCAGAUGGAGACCCUCACUGCUGCCAUGUUCAAAGGAGAACGCAGCGGGAAAAGGGAUGUGAUUCAUUACCCGUUUGCACGCCACUCGUCAUAUGCGGAGUCCUGCAGCCUCGUGGGUCUUUUCUAUCCUAAAGAUGUAUAUCCUUGCACCUACAACGAUACCUACUGGCGCCUUGAAAAAUUAACGGUCGAGAAUCUGUUUGGGCAUCUAUGUUCGGAGAAAAUAUUUGCCUUUGACAAAAAGAUGAGGAGCACUGUAUCAGAUAUGGAUCCCGGUCUUGAGUGGUUUACCAGGUCGUCGAAGUUCACCCGCCAGCUCCAAACUCAGUCAACGCCUUCUCACAGCGAGAUAGGCGAUAGUGAUCUAGACAGACCUGGGUCUCAGCAGGUAUCGUCAUCCCAGCUUCGAAGCGUGUCUACACUGUCUCAAUCUUCCUCACCUGCACCCCAAAAUUUCCUCAAGUUGACCACCCCUGCGGAGGAUACGCCUUCAACUACUCCAGACCCGGGCCGAGAGUUGCGCAAUGAGAUUAGACGGGCUCAGCAAUAUCUCCAGGAGCAGGUUGAUCCCGCAGAAAUGCAAAUUGGUGCUCUUCCAACCGCUUGGCCUUCUGCAGAAGAUGAUAUGUUUGAUGCUGAUACCGAAAUGGAUACGGGCAUGGGCUCUGAGCAGCCCUACCGUUCUAUCUUUGGCGGGGAUGGAGGCUCUGAUCCAGUCAUCUCAACUCAGGAAAAAGGGGCGCCCACCGCGCAGAACAAUGAACCGCAGAUGAGUUCCCAAACUUUGUCGACCUCGGAUUCUAAGUCCACUCUUUCCGGCGUGGAAUUGACGGCCGACUUGCUGAGAGAUGCUGCUGAGUUUGUGAACGACCUAGAUGAGGAGGAAGACCCAACACAGACAGAGUCACGCAAACAAACCCGCAUCACGGCUUUUCUGGCUGCACAGGAAGACACGUACGCCGCAUGGGCAGAUGUAUCCCUUGUUUCGGCUGGGGACAAUCAUGCUGAAGAAGAAAUCGAGCUGUGA